Messenger RNA from Mytilus trossulus (common blue mussel), 2124 nucleotides. RefSeq names its product GTPase IMAP family member 8-like. Bases 1 to 2124 code for a protein of 707 amino acids. The transcript has 6 exons. Gene Ontology annotation, molecular function: GTP binding. Lineage: Eukaryota; Metazoa; Mollusca; Bivalvia; Mytilida; Mytilidae. The record is from RefSeq and is a predicted model, not a curated record.
AUGGUGCUUCAAGACAACAGUUCAACAAACAAUACAUAUCGAAGUGAAGACACAAACAGUUCAACAAACGAAUCACAGGAGAAACACACACUCAGUCAACCACCCGAGGUUGAAUUAAAAAUUAUUCUUCUCGGAGCCACCGGUUCUGGUAAAAGUACAGCAGGAAAUGUGUUGCUACAAAAACAUGGAAAUGAUAAAGGGUUCAACACAUCGUGUUUUGCAAAAUCAGAAACGAAAUCGUCUAUAUUACAAUCUGUUAACAGACCAAUGGACACACACGAAGUAAGCAAGAAAUACAAAAUUGAUAUCAUUGACACACCUGCAAAACGAGAUACAGGACUUUCAGAUUGGAAAUUCGAAAAUGAGAUGAGAGAAGCGAAACGACUGUCAUCACCAGGACCACAUGCUUUUCUUUUGUGCAUUCCAGCGAAUGGAGUUUUGGAAUAUUUUACAGAGGAUGUCGAUUACUACAACAAAUACUUUGAUGGUGCACUUUAUGAUUCUACUAUAGUUGUUUUUACUAGAUGUGAUCAGUAUAAAUACGAGAACAACCGUGAGUUCGACAGCAAUCGUGCCAUGGAACAACACCAUGUCUUAAAGAAAAUGAAAAAACAUAUCACAUUAAGUAACACAUUAAGUGAAGAGGAGAACAUAAGGAAAUUGGAUGAAGUUAUCGGCCAUAUCAUCGAUCGAAAAACCUCCCCAAGUGUUCCAUUUUGCAUGUGGUGCCAGAGUACUGAUGCAGCCACGAAAUCAACAGGCAAAAACAGUGUAAUGAUAUACAAAAAGGAAAAACCGUUUCAUGCGGAUGGAUUAACAGAAACAAAACCUCCCGAAAAUGAAUUCAGAAUUAUUCUCCUUGGAGCUACUGGAUCUGGUAAAAGUUCUGCAGGAAAUCACUUACUGAAAAACAAAAAAGGAUUUAAAACGUCGUGCUAUGCAAACUCAGAAACUAAAAAAUCGACACUUAGAACACUGACAUGGGAAAAGGAUUCAAAAACUUACAAGAUUGAUAUCAUUGAUACACCAGCAAAUGUCAACACUGGACAAAGAAGAGAGGAUGUAGAAUGUGAAAUAAAAAAGGCUAUAGCUUUAUCGGCACCAGGACCACACGCGUUUCUUGUGUGCAUUUCAGCAACUUCAUCUGUUGAACGCUAUGAAGAAGUUUUAGAGCCUUACAAACGAUAUUUCAAGGACAUUUCUGAUUUUAUUGUAUUAACAUUAACUAGAUACGACCAGCUCAAAAGUGAAAAGGGACACGAAUUCGACUUUGAACAUCUGCUUGCACUUACCGGUAAGAAGGAGGAUGAUUUAAUCAUUCUACGAAAAAACGAUGAUGAGGACAACACUGAUGACCUUAUCAACAAAAUUACAAAGUCAAUGGACCAAAGAAAACAGGAAUUCGCCAGCUGUAAUGGAUUGUCAGAGACUUUUAAGAUGGCUGUUGGUUUUUUAGAAUUCCAGCCGCAUUUUUUAAAGGAAAUAGAAAGAAGACAUCAAGAAGAGCACAUCAUAAUAUCUGGUAAACGUGGUUAUGGUAUCGAUCUAGUUUGUAAUGCUUUACUUGGAAAAGAUAAUGCAAAUAACUCUCCAACAAGAGAUAAUGGCCACACACUUGGAACCAAAGGGACAAAAAAUACAUCCUCUUCAAGAAAUCUAGAAUUUCACGGUUCUAAAAGAAAACACGGAAGACAUGUAAAAUUAACAUUUGUGGACGCAAACGACAAGGAAUCGUUAUCGUCACUAAUAAUUUCAGAAGAAUACUCUGUAUUGUUUUGCAUCCCUGUUUCAUUCCGCUUUACAAGUGAAGAUUUAAAUUUAUUGGAAACUUAUCUGAAGUAUCGUCAAAGAGAAGAUCGUAGAAAAAUCACAAUAGUGUUUACGUAUAGUGAACGUUUAGAAGGUGUAACAAAGGAAAAUUAUAUUAAGAAUCUUCCUCAGAAGUUACAAGAUUAUUUUACAAAAUUCGGAGGCAGCUACAUGUUCCUGGGUAGUACACAAAAUGAAAAAGACGAAAACAAACGCAAUGCAAAACGCUUGAUCAAAGCAGAUAAUAGCUUAGAAUUUAAAUAUAGAUUUAAACAGUUGAUGUUGUUGGUCAUUGGUGUCUUCUUGCUUUUAUAG